Molecule: messenger RNA, 927 nt
Organism: Arachis ipaensis
Lineage: Eukaryota; Viridiplantae; Streptophyta; Magnoliopsida; Fabales; Fabaceae
Product: endo-1,3;1,4-beta-D-glucanase
Molecular function (GO): hydrolase activity
Source: RefSeq, a predicted model, not a curated record
CAAAUUUUGACAUUUUGAUAGGAUAUUGACGUUGACGUUGACGUUGACGUUGACUGUGUGAUAUAAUAAACGUAAGAUAACCGUUUCAUGAGAAAAAGCCAUGGCGGAAUCAGUGUGUCUUGAGAAUCCUAAAAUCACAAGCCUGAUCUCGAGAGUUGGAAGUUUGCAAGAACUGGGAGGGGUAAGAUGCUACAUCACUGGAUCCGAUCACUCUAAACGUGCUCUCAUUUUUGUUUCCACUGUAAUCGGGUUUGAGUUACCUAGUUUAAGGGAACUAGCAGACAAGGUAGCAGCAGCUGGAUUCUUGGUUGUAGUUCCUGAUCUUCUGUAUGGUGACUACUUUAGUUAUGAUCCUCAAUUUGAUAGAGAAGGAUGGUUGAAGAAACAUGGAGAGGCUAAGGGAUGUGAAGACACCAAACCUAUUAUUGCUGCUCUAAAGAGCAGAGGUGUUACCGCCAUAGGUGCUGCCGGUUUCUGCUGGGGCGGGGGUGUGGUUACAAGAUUAGCUGGUUCUGGUAACAUUCAAGCUGCAGUUGCAUUGCAUCCAGCUCGAAUUACACAUGAUGAUAUUAAUGAGGUAAAGGUCCCUAUUGCUUUAUUAGGAGCAGAAGUUGACCAAUUUUUACCACCAGAACAGUUGAAGCAACUUGGAGAGAAGCUGGCUUCAAAACCAGAGUUUGAGAGCUAUGUGAAGAUAUACCCGGGAGUUGCUCAUGGAUGGACUCUGAAAUACAAUGUUGAAGAUGAAUCAGCAGUAAGGAGUGCUGAAGAGGCUCAUCAAGAAAUGUUGGAUUGGUUUACUAAGUAUAUCAACUGAAGUUUAUUGUAACCAGCGGUAGAUAUAUAUAACUAAAUCUUUGUUAUUACUUACCAGUAAUGUUGUUAGAAACCCUUUAUAGUUUCAUGAGUUCCAUUCUUAUUUGCUUA